AAAUCUGCCCCUCAACCCACGCUGUCACCCCAUCACACUCACCCACUCUUUCUCUGGGCUCAGGAAGAGUCCGUCAGCUGGCUGCCAUGAAGACCGCUCUGGCCCUGCUGCUGCUGCUCGUCUCCCUGGCCUGCCACAGCCACGCCCUCAAGUGUCUCACGUGUGUGGCGUCCAAUGAGGAGGACUGCAUCCGGCAGGGCUCCACCUCCUGCCCUCAGUAUGCUGACUCCUGCUCCACCAUCACAGGACCCAAUACCGUGAUGAAGUCCUGCACGUAUAAUUCUUUCUGCCAGAAGGCUCACGGCUCCGACUCAGGGGCCACGAUGGAGUGCUGUUUCGGGGACGACUGUAACGGGCCCCAGCGGAUCCGCAGCCAAGGGAUGCACCAUCACAACAGUGCAGGGGCUCCGGCCUCCAGCCCCAUCCUGCUGAUCCCGGCCCUGCUUAUUUUCCUCAAGUGAUUCAUAAGACGAUCCAUCCAGUCAUUUGACAGCUGGUCCGUCUCUCUGCUGGUUGUCAGUGAGCCCCUCAGAGAUGUUCAAUCUAAGCUUAGAAAAAAGUGCACUGAAAGCAAUAAUAUUAGGUUGAAAGCAAUAAUAUUAGGUUCAACUUAGUACUAUUGCUUUCUUCUAACCCAAUGCAGUUAUGUGACAUUUUUUUGUUGCCUUUGACUGUUUAUCUUUUUCUACUAUCAACAAAAAUAAGCUCAUCAUCUUUUUAUAUUAUGGUUCUCUUUCAGGUGAUGUAAAGACGUAAAUGCUAACCUGAUAAGAUGAGAGGGUUUUUGGUGAGUAAGUGUGCACAAAGGGAAGUACAACUCCACAUGGUGUGUGUCGUGGUUUUGGUAUGUGCCGCUUUGGUAGGUUGUUUGCAGCUCGCUUGAUGCCAAACAACCACAUUAUUAACCUGUCAGGGAAACAGAACAGAAGGGUAUUUUAACUACAAUAUUAUUUAAAUGUGUAAAUAAUUGUAUACAUGUGUAUUCAGUGCUUGAUUUAUUACAUUUGUGUGCAUGCAAGCUUGUCUGAAAUAAAGACAUAAUCAAACCCUUUUGUGUAUGCGUAAGAUUGCCUUUGUGUUUAUUUAGUGUCCCUGAUGUAAAAGCACCCGGUUAAGAUAAAAUAAUCUGAAG
Molecule: messenger RNA, 1132 nt
Organism: Eleginops maclovinus (Patagonian blennie)
Lineage: Eukaryota; Metazoa; Chordata; Actinopteri; Perciformes; Eleginopidae
Exons: 3
Coding region: 87-461 (124 amino acids)
Source: RefSeq, a predicted model, not a curated record